AUGCAGCAGAACCCUCCGACUCCUUAUCCCGAGGUCUUCUGGACAAACAACAGUGCAGUUUUGGGCCCCAACUGUGUCCCGCUGGGCUUGUACCCCACCGGGGCUGGGCCCAGGCCCUGUCAGAACACGUGCUCUUCUUGGCCCGUGCCAGAAAGGAACAGACAAAGAGCGGGCUCUAAGGACGGCACAUGCCUAUGUUUCCUGGUGGCUUUUCUGCUGGUCUUCUUGGCCCUCAUGGGGGUUGGAUUAGCAAUGUUUCAGAUCUUCCGUCUGCAGAAGGAGUUGGAGCUCUCCGGGAAUGGACACAUGCCUCAGCCUCCAGAGAUGCUCAAAGGGUUCUGUCUAAUAACACCACCCCUUCUCUACCGCAAUGCAGGUUUCCCGAACAGAACAACAGAAAAAAUGGUCAAGAGGACAGCACACUUAACAGGUAUACCGAACCAGAAAUCUCUGCCUCUAGAAUGGGACAGUACCUACGGACACGCUUUCGUCUCUGGCAUCCGAUACGAAAACAAAGGCUUGGUGAUCGAUGCUGACGGUCUCUACUUUGUGUACUCCAAAGUGUUCUUCCGCGGUCAGCACUGCAGCAACCAGCCCCUCGAGCACGUGGUUUUCAAACGAAACCCGGUUCACUCUGGUUCCCAAUCCCAGGUGCUGAUGGAGGACAGGAAAAUGAACUACUGUUUGAGCACACGCAUGUGGAGCAGCGACAGCUACCUGGGCGCCUUGUUCAACCUUUCCAGACAGGACAGCCUGUACGUGAACGUCUCUCAGUUCACCUUGGUGAAUUACGAUGAAUCGAAAACUUUCUUUGGCUUAUACAUGCUUUAGAAAUGAACAAACAGAGGAUGUGGAGAUUCUGAGACACGUGAAUGUACAAUAAGCUAGACUGAUAUUGGCUCACUUCCAGAGG
Molecule: messenger RNA, 913 nt
Organism: Heteronotia binoei (common prickly gecko)
Lineage: Eukaryota; Metazoa; Chordata; Lepidosauria; Squamata; Gekkonidae
Gene: FASLG
Product: Fas ligand
Exons: 4
Coding region: 1-831 (276 amino acids)
Biological process (GO): immune response; extrinsic apoptotic signaling pathway via death domain receptors; apoptotic process
Cellular component (GO): membrane
Molecular function (GO): tumor necrosis factor receptor binding
Source: RefSeq, a predicted model, not a curated record